AUGAAGCGCCUAACCAUUCUCUUUGCUGUUCUCACUCUCUCAGAAUGUCUCGUUCAGGUUCCAUUGGAGAGAGGGAAGAAAAUGAGAGACAUUCUCAUGGAGAAGAAUUUGCUCAAAGGUCUUCUUCAGAAACACCCUUAUGACAUUGGUACCAAAUAUCAUUUGUCUAACGCUGCCCAAUUUGCUGACGAACCACUUAUGAACUACUUAGAUACAGAAUACUAUGGCACAAUCUACAUUGGAACCCCACCACAGGAAUUCACUGUUGUGUUUGACACUGGAUCAUCCAAUCUCUGGGUGCCCUCUACCUACUGCCAAAGUUCAGCAUGUCAAAAUCAUAACACGUUUAAUCCAUCUCAGUCUUCUACCUACCGGAGCACGCAACAGACUAUAUCAAUUCAAUAUGGCACAGGAAGCAUGAAAGGCCUGUUGGGAUACGAUACAGUGACGGUGUCUGGACUUGCCGAUACCAAUCAGCCAUUUGGCUUGAGCACCUAUGAGCCUGGGCUCAUCUUCACAUAUUCUAAAUUUGAUGGGAUCUUGGGCUUGGGCUACCCCACCAUUGCUGUUGACCAAGCAACACCCGUCUUUGAUAACUUGGUGAAUGAAGGCUUGGUGCAGCAAAACCUGUUUUCUGUUUAUCUCAGCCGAAAAGCAACUGGGAGCAUGAUCACUUUUGGUGGAAUUGAUCAAUCUCGCUAUACUGGUUCUAUUCAGUGGAUCCCUGUCACUCGUCAAGGUUACUGGCAGAUUGCAAUGGACAGUGUUAUAGUGAAUGGCCAGAAGAUUGCCUGCUCUGGUGGCUGUCAAGCAAUUGUUGACACAGGUACCUCCCUCUUGGCUGGCCCACCGACUGCCAUAAACAACAUCCAAAAUGCCAUUGGAGCUACUGCAGGGCAGUAUGGCCAGUAUACAAUCAACUGCAGUAACCUUCCCAAUAUGCCUGAUGUUGUGUUUGUGAUCAAUGGACACCACUUCCACCUGCCGCCGUCAGCCUAUACACUCCAGUCAAAUGGAGGAUCUUGCAGAAGUGGUUUCCAAGCCAUGGGUGGGGAUCUCUGGAUCCUAGGAGAUGUGUUCAUAAGAGAAUACUACAGCAUUUUUGACAGGGCAAACAACCAAGUUGGACUGGCAAAGGCAAUCUAGAAUAAUUGUAUGCACCAUCAAA
Messenger RNA from Elgaria multicarinata webbii, 1168 nucleotides. Its product is annotated as embryonic pepsinogen-like. The transcript is spliced from 9 exons. Gene Ontology annotation, molecular function: aspartic-type endopeptidase activity. Bases 1 to 1146 code for a protein of 381 amino acids. The record is from RefSeq and is a predicted model, not a curated record. NCBI's taxonomy places the organism in Eukaryota, Metazoa, Chordata, Lepidosauria, Squamata, Anguidae. Gene Ontology annotation, biological process: proteolysis.